UCUGGUUUACUUCGGAUGACGUUGUAUACUGAAAUGACGUACACAAAAUUAAACAUUCGAAGUAUCGAUGGAUAAGCCUAGAUGGUUGUUAACGGCGUUUGUUUUUGUUCCGCUGCUUGAUCUGUCCAUCAGUCAGUAUGAGCCAAACUGGAAAUCUUUGGAUAGCAGGCCUUUACCGACCUGGUUUGAUGAAGCCAAAAUUGGACUAUUUCUUCACUGGGGAGUCUAUUCUGUGCCAAGCUAUGGACCCGCCUGGUUCUGGUAUAUGUGGGUCAUUGAAAAAGACCCCAAAAUUGUCGAGUUUAUGCAUAAGAACUACAAGCCAGGUUUUACAUAUCCAGAAUUCGCUUCCCAGUUCACGUGUGAAUUUUACGACCCGGAUCAUUGGACAGAUAUUUUCAGUGCUUCAGGUGCAAAGUAUGUUGUUUUAACAACAAAACAUCAUGACGGUUAUACACUUUGGCCAUCCAAAACAUCGUGGAACUGGAAUGCUGUGGACAUUGGACCUAAACGUGAUCUUGUUGGAGAUCUAGCAAACUCAAUACGGAAGAAAACUGAUAUUAGGUUCGGUGUUUAUCAUUCACUUUUUGACGGUUUAAAUCCUCUUUAUUUGCAAGACAAGGCAAACCACUGGAAGACACAAGACUUUGUUGAGUUCCCUAAUCACAGUAUGUGUGUUGAAGAAGAUAGUGAUAUUGCUGAUACUCAGUUCCCUAAUCACAGUAUGUUUGUUGAAGAAGAUAGUGAUAUUGCUGAUACUCAGUUCCCUAAUCACAGUAUGUUUGUUGAAGAAGAUAGUGAUAUUGCUGAUAUUCUAUUUUCUCAUUACAGGACGUGUAUUGAAGAUGUUAGUGAUAAUACUGGUAUUCAGCUCCCUAAUCACAGUAUGUGUGUGUUGAAGUGCCCAGUGAAACGAACCGUGGUGGUGAAUGACCGUUGGGGAAGCGGGACUAGCUGUCGUCAUGGAGACUUCUAUAACUGUCAAGAUAGGUACAAUCCCAAAACUCUUCAGAAACACAAAUGGGAAAACGCAAUGACUUUGGAUCGUGUUACCUGGCCGUUUCGUCGCAGCGCCACCUUAUCAGACAUCUUAUCAAUUCAACAGCUAAUUUCCACUUUAACAGAAACUAUCAGUUGUGGUGGGAACAUCCUUAUCAACGUCGGACCCACGCCUGACGGCAGGAUUCCACUGAUUUUUGAGGAACGACUCAGACAGUUGGGUCAGUGGCUGAAAGUGAACGGUGAGGCCAUAUGA
Limulus polyphemus (Atlantic horseshoe crab) is the source of this 1255-nucleotide messenger RNA. RefSeq names its product alpha-L-fucosidase-like. Bases 68 to 1255 code for a protein of 395 amino acids. Gene Ontology annotation, molecular function: alpha-L-fucosidase activity. Gene Ontology annotation, cellular component: lysosome. Gene Ontology annotation, biological process: fucose metabolic process; glycoside catabolic process. The transcript has 8 exons. The record is from RefSeq and is a predicted model, not a curated record. NCBI's taxonomy places the organism in Eukaryota, Metazoa, Arthropoda, Merostomata, Xiphosura, Limulidae.